AUGGCAGUUAACGGCCCGUGGCGUGUGCGGGAGGGCUCGUCCCUCGGCGGAGACCCGCGGCGCGGCUCCCCUCAGCCCGCCGGGCCUCCCUGUCGCAGCUCCCCUCGCCGUCGCGGCGGCCCCGAGUUCCUCCCGGAAACACGCUGGAUCUGGGAUCCUCCCGGAAACACGCUGGAUCUGGGAUCCUCCUGGAAACAUGCUGGAUCUGGGAUUCUCCCGGAAACACGCUGGAUCCGGGAUCCUCCUGGAAACACGCUGGAUCUGGGAUCCUCCCAGACUGACUGGAGUCGAUCCCGGUUGACAGCCCUCGUCUCACCCUCACAGGCCCUGGGCUCAGCGAGGAGCCAGCUCUGCCUGGCCACUGGUGUUCCCGCCCUGGGCCGGCAAAGGGCUGCCAUGGCCACCUCCUGGGGAGCCACGGCCUCCGGACAGAGCCGGCGGGGGCCGCGCGUGGGUCGGGCUCGCUGCGCCCACGAACCACACGGGUGCUUUUGUCAGCCCGAGGCGGGCAACGGGGUGCGGGGCCUGGGCGGGGGUCAGACGGAGGCACUGCAGUUUUUGGUGGCCUCGGCCUUCAUCACUAGGCUAGAGAUUAACUUUGCGAAAGGGGAAAGACCCCCACUACUUUUUAAUGGCCAGUCUCAGCGUCGUAGUCCCGGCAGCCCUUUGGCUCACCCUUUGCUGCCCCUUUCGCACCAGCUAGGGAAUGGGAACAAGUAUGCGCUACAAAGUGGGCAGGUCAUGCGUGGGGAGCGGGCCGUGACCAUUGAGGCUGGAGGAGUGCCUUGGAUCCCAUGUCACCUGAUUCACUACCUGAGACUCAGCCAUCACUUGAUAGUUCUGAAUUAUUUGAUUUGUACCUUUGACAAGCUGAAGUCUGUCUCCUCUGAAGACAUUAACAUCACGGAUGCUGUUUUUGACGGUGUGGAAGUCAGAGUGUUUGAACCUCCUGCAAAGCAAGAUGAAAGGCUCAAGCGCAGCGUUGUUUACAUCCAUGGAGGGGGCUGGGCCUUGGCAAGUGCAAGAACAAGCCUUUAUAACAAUCUCUGCAGAAUCAUGGCUGAAUCUCUCAAUGCUGUCGUUGUCUCAGUUGAAUACAGGCUGGUACCAGAGGUGUGCUUCCCCGAGCAAUUCCAUGAUGCUCUUCGUGCUACUAAGCAUUUUUUGCAGCCUGAUGUCUUAGCCAAGUAUUCAGUUGACCCAAGUCGAAUUGCAAUUUCUGGCGAUAGUGCAGGAGGAAAUUUGGCAGCUGCUGUGUGUCAGCAGCUUAGUAAAGAUGAGCAUUUGACCAUCAGACCAAAACUGCAGGCCUUAAUUUAUCCAGUCCUUCAGGCAUUUGACUUCAAUACACCUUCUUAUCAGCAGAACAUGAAUAUGCCCGUUCUUCCUCGUUAUGUCAUGAUCAACUACUGGAUAGAUUAUUUCAAUGGUAAUUAUGACUUGGCUCACUCACUGCUGAUUAACAACCACACUGCUCUUGACGUUGGCCAAGCUCUCUCUUUCAGAGGACGUCUGAACUGGACAUCUCUACUGCCUUCAUCAUUCAAAAAGAACUACAAGCCUGUGAUACAAACCACAGGCAAGGCUGAAAUCAUCCAGGAGAUACCAGCGCUGCUUGAUGUACGAGCAGUCCCACUCCUUGCAGAAAACGAAACUCUGCAGCUGCAGCCAAAGACUUACAUCCUGACCUGUGAGAACGACGUCCUGCGAGAUGACGGGGUGAUGUACGCCAAGCGCUUGGAGAACGCCGGCGUGGAAGUCACGCUCGAUCACUUUGAUGACUGCUUUCAUGGCUGUAUGAUAUUCACCAUUUGGCCUACUGAUUUCUCUGCGGGAGUUCAGACUAGGAACAGCUAUAUAAAAUGGCUGGAUGAAAACCUCUGA
This is a messenger RNA of Nipponia nippon (crested ibis), 1884 nucleotides long. NCBI's taxonomy places the organism in Eukaryota, Metazoa, Chordata, Aves, Pelecaniformes, Threskiornithidae. The record is from RefSeq and is a predicted model, not a curated record.